AGAAUUAUUUAUAGAAGAAAAAGAAGGAAAGAGCGGUGGAGGUGGGAGCGAUGGAGGGUGAGUUGAUGAGUGUGAUGAAGAUGUGGAUCUGGGUUGGGACUUCGGUAAGCUACUGCUAUUGGAUGAGGAAAGUGAUCCCUCCAGGCCCAACGAGACUCCUCUCUCUCCUUCCCGUCAUCUCACUCUUCUUCUUCCUUCCGCUCACCUUCUCCACCGUACACUUGAGCGGAACCCUAGGGUUCUUCCUCGCAUGGCUCGCCAACUUCAAGCUUCUCCUCCUGGCAUUCGACAAAGGACCCCUCUCCCACCCCCAAGUCUCCCUCCCUCGUUUCGCCGCCCUCGCAUGCCUCCCCAUCAAUCUUACUAAACAUCCAUCCACCAAUACUUCCCACCCCUUGCGCUACGCCUUCAAGGCUCUCCUGGUGGGGCUCUUGGUCAAAGCCUAUGACUACACUCAAAACAUCCAUCCCAAACUCAUCAUGUGCAUCUACUGCUUCCACAUAUACUUCCUCUUGGAGAUAAUCCUCGCCCUUGUUGCAGCGCUCGCGCGGACCCUCCUGGGCUUGGAGCUGGAGCCGCAGUUCAACAAUCCCCUGCGCUCCACCUCACUCCAGGACUUCUGGGGGAGGAGGUGGAACCUCAUGGUCACCACCAUCCUGCGCCCCACCGUUUACCACCCCACGCUCAGGGCCGCCGCCGCUCUUCUCGGCCCCAAGUGGGCCCCGCUACCCGCGGUUUUCGCCACCUUUCUGGUGUCGGGUCUGAUGCACGAGCUCAUUCUUUUCUACAUUGGGCGGAUGGAGCCCACGUUUUGGAUGACGGCCUUCUUUCUUCUCCAUGGACUCUCCUUGACGCUCGAGAUUGCGCUCAAGAGGGCACUCGCCGCCACCUUCCGCUUGCCCUCGCUUGUUUCCGGGCCCUUGACGGCGGCCUUUGUCUUCGCCACCUGCAUUUCCCUCUUCCUGCCCGAGUUCAUCCGCUGUCGGAUUGAUGUUAGGGCGUUUCAGGAAUACGCUGCUUUAGGCCAGCUUUUCACCAAUCUCGCUUCCCGAUUCUCAAACUUCUUUCACACCAAUAUUAUCAUUUAAUUCAAUCAACUUCACCCCUUCAAUCAUCCAUCCUUAUUUUAUUUUAUACCUCGUCUUCUAUUUAUAGGAUACUACGAUACGAUCCCAUUCAUUUUUGUUUCUGUUAGCAUGAUGUAUCCUUAACCAUUAGGCCGUAUCAUGGACCCGGCUUUUAGGGGUGUAAUUUUAUUGAGUCUGUACACCAAAAAUAAAAGAUAAUGUAUCCAAUUUUUUAUA
Molecule: messenger RNA, 1304 nt
Organism: Cajanus cajan (pigeon pea)
Lineage: Eukaryota; Viridiplantae; Streptophyta; Magnoliopsida; Fabales; Fabaceae
Gene: ASAT1
Product: acyl-CoA sterol acyl transferase 1
Biological process (GO): lipid metabolic process
Source: RefSeq, a predicted model, not a curated record